This is a messenger RNA of Staurois parvus, 269 nucleotides long. Lineage: Eukaryota; Metazoa; Chordata; Amphibia; Anura; Ranidae. The record is from the annotation of a GenBank genome assembly.
UGCCCAUGAAUGCCACAUAUCAGUGCCCAUCAGAGUUGCCUUUUAGUGCCAACUAUCAGUGCUGCCUAUCAGUGCCAGUCAGUGUCACCUAUCAGUGCCGCCAAUCAGUGCCACCUAUCAGUGCCAGUCAGUGCUGCUUAUCAAUGCCAGUUAGUGCCGCCUAUCAGUGCCCAUCAUCAGUGCCGCCUGUCAGUGCCACCUAUCAGUGCCAGUCAGUGCCAUCUAUCAGUGCCAUAUAUAAGUGCUGCCUUUCAGUGCCCACCAGUGAU